Malassezia sympodialis ATCC 42132 is the source of this 1020-nucleotide messenger RNA. RefSeq names its product translation machinery-associated protein TMA46 (gene TMA46). Gene Ontology annotation, molecular function: metal ion binding; mRNA binding. Gene Ontology annotation, cellular component: cytosol. Gene Ontology annotation, biological process: cytoplasmic translation. Lineage: Eukaryota; Fungi; Basidiomycota; Malasseziomycetes; Malasseziales; Malasseziaceae. The record is from RefSeq and is a predicted model, not a curated record.
AUGCCGCCGAAGAAGAAGGGCGGUGGGGGCGGUGGCGCCCCCAAGGUGACCAUCGACAAGACCUUUGGUAUGAAGAACAAGAAGGGUGCGAAGGCACAGCAGCAGAUCAAGAUCAUUCAGCAGCAGCAGCAGCAGACGGGCAAGUCGAAGGAGGCGCUCGCGAAGGAGAAGAGGCGCGAGGAGGAAAAGCGGGUCAAGGCCGAGGCCGAGCGGCGCAUGAAGAUCGAAGGGCCGCCGAUUGUGCAGCCGCAUGUGCCGUUUGGUGUGGACCCCAAGAGUCUGACAUGCAACUUCUGGAAGGCGGGCCGCUGCGAUAAGGGAUCGAAGUGCAAGUUUGCACACUCGAACGAUGCGCAGCGCAAGACGCAGAAGAAGGAUCUGUACACGGACACGCGUGACCAGGCUGAAGACGAUAAGAAGAACGACACGAUGGACAAGUGGGACCAGGAACGGCUGAGCAAGGUGAUCAACAUGAAGCAUGGCAACCCUCGCACGACGACCGACAAGGUAUGCAAGUACUUCUUGCAGGCGGUCGAAGACGGCAAGUACGGCUGGUUCUGGGAGUGCCCCAACGGUGGCGAAAAGUGCAUGUACCGCCACGCCCUGCCGCCGGGCUUUGUGCUGAAGUCGGAGCGCAAGGAGAUGGAGGCGCUCGAAAAGGCGAACGAGAUCUCGCUCGAAGAGUUCCUGGAGAGUGCUCGCCACAAGCUGGGUUCGAAUCUGACGCCCGUAACGCCCGAGUCAUUCGCCAAAUGGAAGAAGGAGCGUCUUGACAAGAAGGCGGCAGAGGAAGAAGCGCAGCGCCAGAAGAAGGCGACACAGGCCCAGGCGAACAAGAUGGCGGGUCUUUCAGGCCGUGAGAUGUUCGCGCUCAACCCCGAUAUGCUGGAGGAUGACGACGACGACGACGACGACGGCGCAUUCGACAUGGCGACGUAUAUGCCGCAGGGUUGGGAGCAGGGGCGUGAGGAAGACGUGGACUCGGCACCCCACAACGACAUGGCGCAGCUCAGCAUCUGA